AUGGACAACGCGAAGUACCACAAGGGACGCCCUCAAGGAACACCAAGCAGUCGCCAGUGCAAGCGAACCCUCCAAGAAGCGUGCGUUGCCUACGCCAUCCCCUUCGAGGAAAAGGAAUUUAAGAGCGCCUUGUGGCAAAAGCUGUCGGAGUACAUUUAA
Messenger RNA from Aphanomyces astaci, 159 nucleotides. RefSeq lists its product as hypothetical. The coding region runs from base 1 to 159 and encodes 52 amino acids. NCBI's taxonomy places the organism in Eukaryota, Oomycota, Saprolegniomycetes, Saprolegniales, Verrucalvaceae. The record is from RefSeq and is a predicted model, not a curated record. The transcript has a single exon.